AUGCGAUGCAUCUAUGAUCAAGGCAAGGAGUUCACGGGUGGUGCUUUUCAAGACAUGUUGCUCAAACAUGAGAUUGAAACACACCCUAUCUCCGUGAGGAGUCCACAAGGAAACUCAAUAGUAGAGAGACUUCAUCAGUCUAUAGCCAAUUCACUACGAAUCCUGACGUAUGUUCAUCCACCUGAAAACGAUCAAGGGUCUAGGAUAUUGAUAAGCACAACUUUGCAAACAGCAGCCUAUGCUGCUCCUGCUAUGAUGCACAGCACCAUGCAACUGUCACCAGGCGCGAUGAUUUACGGAAGAGACAUGAUGCUCAACAUUCCCAUAGAAGCAGACUUUCAGUUGCUUCGACAGCGUCGUGAAGCACGCAUCAACUAUAACUUGUUGCAAGAAAAUAAGCGUCGUAUCCAUUGCGAUUAUCAGGUCAACGACCAAGUACUCAAGUUUGUUCCACAACCGAACAAGAUUGAGAAUAGGGCCGAAGGCCCAUACACUAUCACUAGGGUACACAUUAAUGGUUCUAUCACCAUUAGGCUUAGUCCACAUGUGGAAGAACGGAUCAAUAUCCGUCAGGUAAAACCACACCAACAAUGA
Molecule: messenger RNA, 594 nt
Organism: Seminavis robusta
Lineage: Eukaryota; Bacillariophyta; Bacillariophyceae; Naviculales; Naviculaceae
Source: the annotation of a GenBank genome assembly